Messenger RNA from Poeciliopsis prolifica (blackstripe livebearer), 996 nucleotides. RefSeq names its product olfactory receptor 1-like. Gene Ontology annotation, molecular function: G protein-coupled receptor activity; olfactory receptor activity. Lineage: Eukaryota; Metazoa; Chordata; Actinopteri; Cyprinodontiformes; Poeciliidae. Gene Ontology annotation, cellular component: membrane. The coding region runs from base 1 to 996 and encodes 331 amino acids. The record is from RefSeq and is a predicted model, not a curated record. The transcript has a single exon. Gene Ontology annotation, biological process: G protein-coupled receptor signaling pathway.
AUGAACAGUGAGGGUGAAAAUACUAUCACGUUUAACUCCACAUUUGUUCGUCCUCUACAUUUUUAUCUCGGUGGGUUUUACAACAUCCCUCAUGUUAAGUAUUACUAUGUCUUCUUGUGCUUCGUGUACGUCAUGACUGUCCUUGGCAAUGGUUUCCUCCUCUCUGUUAUCUACCUGGCGAAGACUCUCCACACUCCCAGAUACAUAAUAGUGUUCAACCUGGCUCUGACAGAUUUGUGUGGGAGCACUGCUCUCAUCCCGAAGCUAUUGGACACGUUUUUGUUUAACAGGCGGUACAUUGUUUAUGAGGCCUGCUUAACUUACAUGUUCUUUGUUUUUUUCUUUGGAAGUAUGCAGUCAUGGACUCUAGUCAUAAUGGCCUAUGACAGAUUUGUAGCAAUUUGCUUUCCAUUGAGAUAUAAUGUUAUUGUAACAACCAAGUCAAUAGUUACAAUUCUGUUGUGUUCGUGGACAUUUCUGGUCCUGAUCAUUGGAGCCUUGGUUGGACUUAUUGAUCGCCUGUCCUUCUGUGCAUCUUUGGUCAUACAAAGUAUUUUCUGUGAUCACGGACCAACGUUUCGCUUAGCAUGUAAUGAUAGAUACAUAAACCACAUAAUGGCUAAUUUCAUUUUUGCUGUAGUCAUUUGUUUUCCUCUCGUACUGAUCGGAGCCACCUACAUUAGCAUUUCUAUAGCACUGAGCAGAACUGCAUCCAAAGAAGAACGACUUAAAGCAAUGAGAACUUGCACUUCUCAUCUGAUUCUUGUGGCCCUUUUUUUUAUACCAUAUCUGGGCACAAAUAUUAUAGUGAAAAUACAGGUAAUUGAUCCUAAUAUGAGGAUAUUAAAUUCUAGUUUAUCACACACAGUUCCCUCUCUGCUAAAUCCGAUCAUAUACGCUUUAAAGACAAAAGAAGUGACAAAUGCUUUUAAAAGGCUUUGCAAAAGAAAGAAAGUAAACAGACUCGUCUCACGAUUGCAAACUCAGACUUUUUAG